AUGGGGACCCAACGAGGGCCCAACACAGCCAACAGGCAGAGACCCAGCCAGGGAGCUGAUUGGAUGGGAGGGGAUGAUGGGGUUGGAUCAGAGCUGGAGGAAGCCUUCAUGGGCCAACUGGCCCAAGCUAUAGGGAAUGGAGCAUGCAGUGACAGCUGCUUCACUUCACUGAAGCAAGACAUCCUCAGUCUUCUAGCAAGAUGGGGAGGGGCUUCCUGGCUUCCAAACUCUCCACAGAAGACCCUGCCUCAAAGCUGCAAACAAAUCAAGGAAUCCCAACAAGGGGCCACAGAUGGGUUGUAUUUCUUGGAGACAGGAGAUGGUGAGAUCUACCAAACCUUCUGUGACAUGACCACCAAUGGAGGAGGUUGGACUCUGGUGGCCAGUGUCCAUGAGAACAACAUGUAUGGGAAGUGCACUGUGGGGGAUCGUUGGUCCAGCCAACAAGGGAACAACCCCAACUACCCAGAAGGAGAUGGAAACUGGUCCAAUAACUCCACCUUUGGGUCAGCCGUGGCCUCAACCAGUGAUGAUUACAAGAAUCCUGGCUAUUAUGACCUGGCAGCAAGAGAUCUGGCUAUAUGGCAUGUUCCCAACAAAACCCCAAUGAAAAAAUGGCGGGACACCUCCCUACUGAGGUACCACACCGAAACUGGGUUCUUGGCUGCCGAAGGAGGUAACCUUCUCCAGCUUUACCAGAAAUACCCUGUGAAAUUUGGAAUUGGCCAUUGCCCAGCUAACAAUGGCCCAGCGGUGCCUGUUGUCUACGAUGCGGGUGAUGCCCAGAAGACAGCUUGGUAUUAUUCUCCAAAUGGGCGAACUCAAUUCGAUCCUGGCUUCAUUCAGUUCCGAGUGUUCAAUCAUGAGAAAGCAGCCAUGGCUCUCUGUGCUGGGGUUAAAGUCAGAGGAUGUCACAAUGAACACCACUGUAUUGGCGGAGGAGGAUUUUUCCCAGAAGCAGCUCCUCGGCAGUGUGGGGAUUUCACCGGCUUUGACGGGCAUGGCUAUGGGACACACCGUGGCUGGAGCGUUUCUAAAGAGAUAACUGAAUCUGCUGUUCUGCUCUUUUACCGUUAA
Molecule: messenger RNA, 1077 nt
Organism: Eublepharis macularius
Lineage: Eukaryota; Metazoa; Chordata; Lepidosauria; Squamata; Eublepharidae
Product: intelectin-1-like
Exons: 7
Coding region: 1-1077 (358 amino acids)
Molecular function (GO): oligosaccharide binding
Source: RefSeq, a predicted model, not a curated record